AUGCCAACAAGAACUUACAUUUCCAAGAAUGAAGCACAUGCUCCAGGCUUUAAGGCUGCGAAGGACCGUGUGACUGUGACAGUGUUGUUGGGUGCAAAUGCUAGUGGAGACUUAAAGCUUAAGCCUGUGUUGGUGUAUCACUCUGUCAACCCGCGAGCUUUAAAGGGUUACAUAAAGUCUAAUCUAGGUAUUCACUUUUGGUCAAGCAAAAAAGGUUGGAUGACGGGACAAAUUUUUUCUGACCUUCUUGUGGAUGUUUUUGAAAAUGUGUUUAAAAAAUAUUGCAAGAAGAAGAAUAUAGAUUUUAAGAUUCUCCUCAUUUUAGAUAAUGCGCCAAGCCACCCUCCCACUGUUGCUGAGCUUUCUGACAAUAUCAAAGUGCUCUUUCUACCUCCAAAUACAACAUCUCUCCUUCAACCAAUGGACCAAGGAGUAAUAGCAGCCUUCAAAGCCUAUGAUUUGAGGCGUACAUUUAAGAAACUUAUUGAAGCUACUGAGGAAGGAAAUGAUAAGGCCAGUGUUCUUCAGUUUUGGAAAAAAUUCAACAUCAAGCAUGCAAUUGACAUCAUUGUGGAGGCCUGGGGUGAACAAGUUGGCUUUGCUGAAGUGGAAAGCGCUGAUGUUGAAGAACUGCUCGAGUCCCACUGUGAAGACCUCUCUACAGAAGAUCUACAACAACUUGUUGAUUCUGGGAAAAUAGAAGAUGCCGAAGAUGAAGAAGUCCAGGAUGCAAAACCAAGAGAGCUUCCCACUUCCGUUUUGUCUUCUAUCCUGAGGGAAGUUGAUACGCAGUUGCAGCGCUUGGAAGACAAUGACUACAAUGCAGAAAGGAGCAGGAUUGCA
Homarus americanus (American lobster) is the source of this 843-nucleotide messenger RNA. Its product is annotated as tigger transposable element-derived protein 1-like. Gene Ontology annotation, molecular function: DNA binding. The record is from RefSeq and is a predicted model, not a curated record. The transcript is spliced from 2 exons. NCBI's taxonomy places the organism in Eukaryota, Metazoa, Arthropoda, Malacostraca, Decapoda, Nephropidae. The annotation marks the transcript as partial. Gene Ontology annotation, cellular component: nucleus.